AUGCCUCCCUCAGCUUUCGUGGCUGUAGCGUCCUGCCUGGCAGCCUUGGCCCAUGGCUAUGCCAACCCGGGGUCAUGUUCCGGAGCUUGUAACGUUCAUGAUCCUGCCCUGAUUCGAAGACAGUCUGACGGAAAGUACUUUCGAUUCUCUACUGGCAAUAAGAUCUCCUAUGCGUCAUCCUCUUCCAUUCAAGGUCCAUGGACUGUGCUAGGCUCCGUAUUGCCGAGCGGAUCGUCGAUCAACCUGGCUGGAAAAGACGAUCUUUGGGCACCGGAUGUCUCCCUCGUCAACGGUGUCUAUCAUGUGUAUUAUUCAGUCUCAACCUUUGGAUCCCAAUCCUCCGCCAUCGGUCUCGCAACAUCCUCAACCAUGGACUUGAACUCAUGGACCGACCAUGGUUCGACCGGUAUCCAGUCCAGUUCCUCAAAGCCGUACAAUGCGAUUGAUGGCAACCUCUUCAACGACGGGGGAACCUAUUACAUGAACUUUGGCUCCUUCUGGCAUGACAUCUAUCAGGCACCCAUGAACUCGGCCGCAACGACUGUGACAUCCUCGUCCUAUAAUAUCGCCUAUAACCCCUCUGGAACCCACGCUGUCGAAGGAGCAUUCAUGUAUAAGUAUGGCAGUUACUACUAUCUCUUUUUCUCUGCCGGGAUCUGCUGCGGCUAUGACACGUCCAGGCCGGCAUCCGGGCAAGAGUAUAAGAUCAAAGUCUGCCGGUCUACCUCAGCGACUGGUAAUUUUGUUGACGCUAGCGGUGUCGCUUGCACGAAUGGUGGCGGCACGGUUGUCCUCGAAAGUCACGGAACCGUAUACGGACCUGGUGGACAGGGUGUCUUCACUGACCCGAGCCUUGGCCCUAUCCUUUACUACCACUAUGUCGAUACCACGAUCGGCUAUGCAGAUGGCCAGAAGCGCUUUGGAUGGAAUAAAAUUGAUUUCUCUAGCGGAUGGCCAGUCGUGUGA
Messenger RNA from Aspergillus lentulus, 966 nucleotides. Lineage: Eukaryota; Fungi; Ascomycota; Eurotiomycetes; Eurotiales; Aspergillaceae. The record is from RefSeq and is a predicted model, not a curated record.